Messenger RNA from Cyprinodon tularosa, 1844 nucleotides. RefSeq names its product actin-like. The record is from RefSeq and is a predicted model, not a curated record. The coding region runs from base 104 to 1228 and encodes 374 amino acids. NCBI's taxonomy places the organism in Eukaryota, Metazoa, Chordata, Actinopteri, Cyprinodontiformes, Cyprinodontidae. The transcript has 9 exons.
GACCAGCAGGAGGAUUAAUGUUCACCCUCUGAGUCCAGCAGAGACUGAGAAACUGAACAAAGGUCUUUCCUUAUCAACUCACCUACAGGAACCUGCAGCAGGAAUGGAGAAAGAAACGGCUCCACUUAUCAUAGACAACGGCUCCGGUUUUACCAAAGCUGGAUUUUCUGGAGAUGAUUUCCCCUGUGCCGUCUUCCCAUCAGCUGUAGGCCGGCCCAGGAACCAGAUUCUGGCAGUGGGAGGUGGACAGAGGGAAAACUUUGUGGGAAAUGAAGCCCUCAGUCACAGAGGAAUUCUGAGCAUAAAGAAUCCCAUAGAGCGCGGCAUCGUCACCAACUGGGACGACAUGGAGAAGAUCUGGCAUCACACCUUCAACCAUGAGCUUCAUGUUGAUCCCUCAAAGCAUCCAGUCCUGCUGACUGAGGCUCCUCUCAACCCUAAACCAAACAGGGAAAAGAUGACACAAAUCCUGUUUGAGACCUUCAACUCUCCUGCCAUGUAUGUGGCCAUUCAGCCUGUCCUGUCAAUGUAUUCCUCUGGUCGUACCACGGGUAUCGUGAUGGAUUCAGGUGAGGGUGUCAGUCAUGCUGUGCCAAUCUAUGAAGGCUACGCUCUGCCCCAAGCCAUCCUCCGCCUCAGUCUGGGUGGUGCAGAUCUGACGGAUUAUCUGACGAAGAUCCUGAAUAACAGAGGCUACAGCUUAAGUGCCGCUGGUCAGCGUGACAUCAUGAAUGACAUCAAGAAGAAGCUCUGCUACGUGGCGUUAGACUUUGAGCAGGAGAUGCAGACGGCAACUUCUUCUUCGCUGGAGAAGAGCUACGAGCUUCCUGAUGGACAAGUUGUUUCCAUUGGUGACGAGAGGUUCCGUUGUCCAGAGGCACUUUUCAAGCCUAAUUUAAUUGAAAUGGAGUCAGCUGGUGUUCAUAAAAUCAUCUACAACAGUGUCAUGAAGUGUGACAUUGAUGUACGUAAGGACCUUUACGGCAGCAUCGUGCUGUCUGGAGGUUCCACCUUGUUCCCUGGAAUCACUGACCGCCUGCAGAAGGAGAUCUCUCACCUUGCCACACCUUCCAUGAAUAUCCAGAUCAUCGCUCCCCCUGAGAGACAGUACUCUGUUUGGAUCGGUGGCUCCAUCCUGGCCUCCCUCUCCUCCUUCCAGCAGAUGUGGAUCAGCAAACAGGAUUAUCAUGAAUCUGGUCCUGCUGUUGUUCACCGCAAAUGCUUCUAACCUGUUUCUUUAUGCUGGACAAUCAACAUAGAUGCUCUUAAUCUCAUGAGGACAGACAGAAACAACAAAACUAACAGUUUAAAAUAUUUCACUUAGCUGUUGUAAACUAAGAGAUGAUUUCCAAAGGAUCCCUAAAUCCAGCUAUAGAUGACGUGCAGCUGACAUCAGUGAAUCAUGUGACAACCGUAACUCCUCCUCCUCAGACGGCAAAACAAACCACUCAUAUAUAUCAUAGCUGAAAAACGUGGGGAAAAAUGUGCUGCAACGUAUUUACUGUACAUUAGGUGAACAACUGCAGGCUCUUAGUAAAUGUAUUUUUAAAAUGAUAUAUAACUAUUUCAUUAAAAAUGUUGAAUUUAGAGUGAAGGAAAACCAGGAGGAUAAUAUUCUCUUUCUCAGUGAGAAGCAGCCAAUCACGCUUCAGGGUCUCUAUGAAAGCAGCCAUAGCCCCGCCCUCUGAGAUGGAUGUGAGAAGAUAGGAUUUAUAAAAAUGUCAUGAGUCUGCUCCUCAGGCGACUGUUUAGUUUUUAAUUCAAUAAAUUAUUGAUAAAUUACAUUUAUUUAAUAAAAUAUUAAAUAAACAAAUGGAACAUUUAAAUAUUUUUGGCACUUUUAA